AUGCCCUCGCCCACCGACGACGAGGCCUCCUCCAUCUCUGCCCUCGGCCGCGCACACACACACCCCUUUGCCCCCUUUGGCCGCUCGUACCUGUCGCCCCAUGACGCCGCCCUCUCCCCGCCUCUGCGAGCCCUCUCCCCGGGCCCUGCCAGGCGCGGCUUCGACGCCCGCCCCGACGCGACACGCAUGAGCCACCUCGAUGCCGACCACGGCAGAGCUCGCCGCCGCAAGCGCGCCUGGAAGAAGCUCAUGUGGGUCAAGCAGUCGUGCCCCGACAAUUACACGGAUCAGGCCACCUUUCUCGAAAGCCUGCAGCGCAACCCGCGCCUCAAGCCCUACGACUUCUGGCCCCUCGUCGCCGACUCCACCGUCAUCCUCCAGCACGCCUGCUCCGUCAUCGUCUUCAUCGUCUGCUUCGUCGGCAUCUUCCAGGAGCGCGUCUCCCCCGUCUCCGUCGUCAGCUGCAGCAGCUUCGCCACCUUUCUCGGCUGGCUCCUCUGGGAACAGUGGGUGUCUGAGGAGGACCACGAGGGCGAGCCCGGCGCCGGCGCCGCCACCGUCGUCGUCAGGAGCGGCAGCACGCGGCGCAGAGGGCGCGCUGGCAGCAUCCGCUGGCCUGUACACCCGCCCCCCCGCCCCCCGCCGCUUGGCUCCUCGGCGCCCUCGGCCGCCAGCUCGACCAGCAACCUUGACGGAGGCGGCGGCCCGAGGAAUCUCCCAUCUGCGUCCAUGGGCUCGCACAGCCCGAGAAGCAGCCCGGCGGCGGUCCCGCAGGACGCGCCCGCGGUGCCGCCCGACGAGAAUCGCGUGCACCAGCGGCUCGAGACCAUCAAGUCGGCGCUCCUCAUCUACAGCACCCUGCUGGGCCUGAGCCCCAUCCUCAAGUCCCUGACGCGCUCGACGUCGAGCGACAGCAUCUGGGCCAUGUCGUUUUGGCUGCUGGCCAUCAACAUCUUCUUCUUCGACUACUCGGGCGCCGUGGGGGCCAAGUUCCCCGCCUCCCUGUCCACCAACGCGGCGCUCAUGGCGUCGACGGUGCUGGCCAGCCGGCUGCCCUCGACCAAGCAGGUCUUUAGCCUGACGCUCUUCAGCAUCGAGGUCUUUGGCCUCUUCCCCGUCUUCCGGCGACACGUGCGCCACCGCAGCCGGAGAUACCACGCGCUGUUGACGGCGCUGCUGGUGCUGGGCGCGGGCCUGGGCGUGGGCAUCGUCCUGGGAGAUGCCCAGGCCGACCGGUGGCCGUGGAAGAGCGGCAUGGUGGGCAUGAUGGUGGGCGUGUUCCUGGUGGCCCUGGCCGCGGGCGGGUGCAGCUGGUGGCUGAUUGGGCUGCAAAAGUACAAGAAUGAGAUACGAGGGCCGUGGGACCCGGCGAGGCCCAUCAUCAUGAGCCGGACGCGGUGGGAUGACGGGUAG
This is a messenger RNA of Hirsutella rhossiliensis, 1413 nucleotides long. RefSeq names its product phosphatidylinositol n-acetylglucosaminyltransferase domain-containing protein. NCBI's taxonomy places the organism in Eukaryota, Fungi, Ascomycota, Sordariomycetes, Hypocreales, Ophiocordycipitaceae. Gene Ontology annotation, cellular component: glycosylphosphatidylinositol-N-acetylglucosaminyltransferase (GPI-GnT) complex; membrane. The transcript is spliced from 2 exons. The coding region runs from base 1 to 1413 and encodes 470 amino acids. Gene Ontology annotation, biological process: GPI anchor biosynthetic process. The record is from RefSeq and is a predicted model, not a curated record.